GCGGCAGACGGUGGAAAAACGCCCUGUUAGCCGAAUGUCUGCCAAUCCGGUACCGAACUCGUCAACUAGGACGGGAGCUGAUGCAAUGCCAGUUCCACCGCCUCAUGAGGAUUCAGACGACGUAUCUGUCACGAAUUCCGAAGUGGAGAGCGCGAUGAAUCACCAUCUAUUGAAAGAGGGCAUGCGCGCUCCGGCCUUUUCCGAGUCAGAAUUUACUGCACUCAGUUCGGUAGAUGCAUACCUCUGAGCAGCUCGAGACGGACUUGCCGGAGUCAUUCAGUUGUUCUCAAAGGACAUACAGGUAAAAAUUUAUGCAACUUGAAUAGUAAUAUGCCAGUAGCCCCCGAGACUUGAAGCGGUGAAGCAAACCGAUUUAAGGAUCGAUAAUAUCUGCAGGUUCUUAAAGAAAAGAACACUGCGCUAGCCUAGGAGCUGAAAACCAACCAGACGCAGCUGAAUGCUGUCACCGCCGAACUGGUAGAAAUGAAAAAGAUCGCAGUGGGCGCGUCUGGGGAUAAAAAUCAUGAGGGGAAGAAAAACAAACAAUCCGAAGAGAUGGAGAGCUUAAGGGCUCAGUUAUCGGCCGCGCAGAAAGAAAAUGAAAAACUGAAGGGCGGCAUGUUCGGCCUGUUGACUGGUCGACCGGAGGAAGAAGUAUCCGGAUUUCAAGGUGACGUGCUAAAGGAACUGUCCGCGGUACAUGCUCGGGCCCGAAAAGCCAUGAAGAGUAUGGUGAAGGCUUUAUGGCCAUCUGAUACCCCUCCAGAAAGUAUGGAGGGCUUGACAAACCUGUUCAAAGGUGCCCGGCGCCGGUUCGAGCUAUGGAACACAUCCGCCUGCCGUGAAGGCGCACGAGAAGCCUGGGCCAUGGUGAAGACAUGCUUCACCAAACUGGAUCCAAAUCAUAUGGCCCGAGUGGGACCACAAGGACCAAACGGGAAAGAAAUUCCAUUGAACUUGGUGUAUGACCAAGUAAUGAUAGCUGCGAAAUAUUCGCAGGAAGACUGUAGGUUAGACAGUCUUAUAGAUGGAAUAGAUAAGGAAUAG
Molecule: messenger RNA, 1047 nt
Organism: Triticum aestivum (bread wheat)
Lineage: Eukaryota; Viridiplantae; Streptophyta; Magnoliopsida; Poales; Poaceae
Exons: 2
Coding region: 484-1047 (187 amino acids)
Source: RefSeq, a predicted model, not a curated record